AUGGAAAAUCCUGUUGUUGUGUACAAAGAUGUCGAGAAAUUCAGCUUCAACGCCGCAGACAUUAUCCUCUACGUGCAACAAGACAACCCAGAGGAUCAUACCACGGUGAAUUACUUGUUCCGUGUCCACAAGGCAAUUUUAUCCCUUCAUUCACCUGCAUUCGGGAGCAUGUUUCUGGUACCCAUACCGCCUGUUGGCAGCCAUUCCCAGAAAAUACAUGACGGCCUCUUAAUGUUUCGCAUGUUCGACGAGCUAAAGGAUGUGACAGACCUUCUUCAAACAUUUUAUUACCCCUGUUCAUCCGCUAUAAUCAUUCCCCCACGCGCUUCUGAUACACCCAUCAGACUAAGGGGUCUCCUUAACAUUGCUCAGAAAUACCAGGUCAACCAGCUUUACGAGCACAUUGUGACGUCCAUCAAGGCAGAUUGGCCGCAGACACUCCCGAGAUGGGAUUUUCUGGACGACAUCGAUUCACAAAGGAUAUUCGAGCCCAAGACAACCCUGCCGUGGGACCCGGAACUCGAUGACGAACAGAAAAUGUCAGAGCCUGCCGCAGCGAUUCGCAUCGCCCGCGAGUUUGACAUUCCAGAAAUUCUGCCCGCUGCGUUUUACCACCUUGCCCGCAUCAAAAUAUCAUGCGAGUAUGAUGAAGUCCGCCAGAAACGCUGUCCUAAUAGUGAGCACGCUGCUCGUUGGGGCAUGCUCACGCGGGAGGACAUGAACUGUCUCAUGCAUGGCAAGGAGGAAAUAGAAAGCAUCAUGAAAAAUUUUGUCGACGAGACGAUCUUCAGGUGUUGCCACAUCUGCGAACAUACAUUGGAUGAAGUGUGUUAUAUGAUGAACUAUGCCCGCGAUCCUUUGAAGGUGCUGAUGCGCUUUAUUGGACGAUAUGAGUUGUGUGAGGCUUGCCGCGAGUCUUUGACGACUCGCGCGAUAAUACAAAGGGAAGAUAUUUGGUCUAAAUUACCAGAGAUAUUCCAUUUGCCUGUGGUACCACCGUGGUGCACUGGCCGUUGAUUUACACCUGAUGCUGUGGUCCUGAAGGAUCUAGUGUGACUGGGGUCGAAGCUGGUGCGACUAUAAUACGGUACCACUUCCAUGGCUGCGGUCCUGCAGAAUGAAAAGCUGUGACACAUUGACCUCUCAACGUUGCUAGAUCACGUUCCAAAAACAGAGACAAAAACUCACCGACAAUGAAG
Molecule: messenger RNA, 1199 nt
Organism: Suillus clintonianus
Lineage: Eukaryota; Fungi; Basidiomycota; Agaricomycetes; Boletales; Suillaceae
Exons: 2
Coding region: 1-1017 (338 amino acids)
Molecular function (GO): protein binding
Source: RefSeq, a predicted model, not a curated record